AUAGAUUGAUAAGCGAAAUUCGACUUAAAUGAACUUCAGCGAAAUGAUGUGUUGUUAGUAUUUGAUAAUAAGUCGUGCAAGUUGAAUAAACGAAAUUUAGCACACGCGUCAGCACAAAAGCGACGAAAUAAAGACGAAUAAUAAAACAUAAUUUCAAAUUUAUAAAAAAAAGUUUCUUUUAAUAUAUUUUAGUUAAAGAAAAGUUGCAGUAUAACACGGCAAAAUGUCAUUACUGACGGGUAGCGCGAAUACUAUCAAGUAUGUGCUCUUUGCAUUCAAUUUGAUAUUUAUGAUCACUGGCAUCAUAUUGAUUGCUGUCGGUAUUGGUGUAGCGGCCGUUUUCAAUGGUUAUGCCACAGUGCUUGCCACUAAUUUCUUCUCAAUACCGACUUUCCUGAUCGUCAUUGGCGUCUUCGUCAUAUUCAUUUCAUUCUUCGGCUGUUGGGGUGCACUUAAAGAGAACUAUCUCCUAACGCUGAUAUUCGCCAUUUUGCUCGGCUUCAUCUUCAUACUUGAAUUGGCAGCGGGCAUUAGUGGUUAUGUCUUGCGUUCCGAUGCGGAAACCCUAAUCAAAAAUAGUCUAGAUGGUGCACUUCAAGAAUAUAAUUCAACAAAUGAGAAUAAUCCUUACACAAUUAUUUGGGAUUAUGUGCAAACUAAUUUCGAUUGCUGUGGUGUGGAGAGCUACAAGGACUGGACGCAAUUCGAUGGCAAUUUGCCGCUUUCAUGCUGUGACAUUCCCGUUGGCACCGUUGGCUCAUACAAUUGUUCUAACGCCGCGGAAAACACCAGGCGUCAUGAGAAUGGUUGCUUGUCGACAUUUUCGAAUUUCAUAGAAGCGCAUGCCGUUAGCUUGGGCGCUUGUGGCAUUGUGUUGGCCAUCAUUCAGUUCUUCGGCGUCUUGUUCGCUUGCUAUAUCGCACGCGAGAUAAAAAUCCGUAAUGGCAUAACCGGUAUCUUGGGAUGAAUUCGUCAAAUCGACAGCUGCAUAGUGUUAAUCCACUACGCUAAGUGUUAAAAUAGUGAUGUCUUACCUAAACUAAUUUUGUUUAUAAAUUAACCAUUUCAUAUACGCAUAUACUAUAUAGCGCUUAUGUAUUUAAGUAAACUUGCAUUUUGCUUUGCCUUAAGUUGUUGGCUAAAGAAAUGUAU
Messenger RNA from Bactrocera dorsalis (oriental fruit fly), 1152 nucleotides. RefSeq names its product CD63 antigen. The record is from RefSeq and is a predicted model, not a curated record. The coding region runs from base 224 to 967 and encodes 247 amino acids. NCBI's taxonomy places the organism in Eukaryota, Metazoa, Arthropoda, Insecta, Diptera, Tephritidae. Gene Ontology annotation, cellular component: membrane. The transcript has 4 exons.